Messenger RNA from Mya arenaria, 1491 nucleotides. RefSeq names its product holocytochrome c-type synthase-like. Gene Ontology annotation, cellular component: mitochondrion. The record is from RefSeq and is a predicted model, not a curated record. Gene Ontology annotation, biological process: cytochrome c-heme linkage. Gene Ontology annotation, molecular function: holocytochrome-c synthase activity. Lineage: Eukaryota; Metazoa; Mollusca; Bivalvia; Myida; Myidae. Bases 140 to 1096 code for a protein of 318 amino acids. The transcript has 7 exons.
CCGGGUUACAGCAGACGCCGAAUUCGGAUUCACAUGUAUCAUUGAACUUGUUAAAAAAUACUAUAAACAGAAAGAUACAUUCUUUUGAAACAUAAUACAUUGAUUUUAAAGGUACAAAUAAGGAAUUAAACGCUGCAGGAUGGGCGGUUCAUCCUCCACACCAGUUGUUGACCCGUCCACAAUAAAACAGGAUCUGAACACGAGUGCUGUUCCCGCAGAGUGUCCCAUGCACAAGGACAAAGUUGCAACCACCACGACUACAGUCAGAAGAGAAGCUCGAGGCCUGAGUGAGGCUGAGAAGCAGAAGAUGGCUGUCAGUUUCUCCAGCAAUACACCGAGUGAAUGCCCCAUGCAUCAGGAGGGGAGUGGGGCCAAUGACUGUCCCAUGAGGCAGGGAGAUGGGGGCUCGCCUGCUGAUAUCAACCCAGAUAACAUGAUGCCUGCUCCGAACCAGCGGCCGGCCCCUGACCAGCCCUUCCUGCUGUCAACUGACCGGGAAAAGUCCAAUAUCCCGCGAGCAGGCACAGAUGACAGUUGGGUCUAUCCGUCUGAACAAAUGUUCUGGAACGCCAUGCUUAGAAAAGGUUGGCGCUGGAAGGAGGAAGACAUAGCGCAGCAGGAUAUGACUCACAUCAUCCAUAUCCACAAUGCAAACAAUGAGCAGGCCUGGGAGGAAGUGCUCAAGUGGGAGGCCUUCCAUGCUAGGGAAUGCCAGCAUCCAAAGUUAAAGAGGUUUGGCGGGAAGGCGAAGGACUUUUCACCCAGAGCUAGGAUGCGCAGCUGGAUGGGGUACGAUCUACCGUUUGAUCGGCAUGACUGGAUUGUGGACCGAUGUGGUAAGGAUGUGCGUUACGUCAUCGACUACUACGAUGGGGGGAAAGUGGACCAGACAAACUAUCAGUUUACUCUUCUCGAUGUGAGACCAGCACUAGACUCGUUCUCUGCAUUCUGGGACAGAUCAAAGGCUAACUGGAUGCGCUGGUUCUACUCACGAAAAUAUGAAAUACCGGAGAUAACUGCACCACACCAUAUUGACAAUCAGAGUUACAAUGCUCCCCCUUUGAAUCAAAGUAAUAGUUCAGACAAAGCCUCAUGAGAUUGCUUGUUAUAAGUUAAUGGUUUGUUAGUGUGACUUCAUGUCAUUUUUUUCCCUGGUCAGACUGUUUUGAAGUCAGAAUAGAUAAUGGUUAGGUAUUGGCAUGUGUGUGUUCUACAUGUGCCUUAUAUGAGAACAGAGCUUGACUACAGUACCUUAUGACAGGAGCAAGCUGAACACAAGAGAUUUGAUUAAAUUAUAAACUGUGAACUGUUCUCUAUUGUUUUUUUUGUGAUUUUAAAGGAAUUUAUUUUGAAGAAUAUCACAAUUCAAGAUUGGACUUGCAAAAUCUAGUUGAAACAUUAUGUUUACAGGGACUCGUUCAUGGUUACUUUGUAAAAUGCACUUUUUACGGAUUUGUUUUAUAUUGCAAAGUAAAGUGUAUCAGAUCAUUA